Aspergillus calidoustus is the source of this 561-nucleotide messenger RNA. The record is from the annotation of a GenBank genome assembly. Lineage: Eukaryota; Fungi; Ascomycota; Eurotiomycetes; Eurotiales; Aspergillaceae.
AUGACCUCUUCACUCUAUUUCCUUGCCUUCACUUUGCUCAUUCAAUUCCAAACAUGUCUUGCCGUCCCUCAUCAAGCACGAACUGUGAACGACAUCCUCUCCGGCUUGCAAUCAAUCAACAACCAACUCGACGCCCUCAGCGCCUCGCUCCGCAACUUCAACGGCGGCCUCCAAGGCACCCUGGCUGCUCUCCAAAUCCAAGGCCAAACAAUGGACCUCGUCCACAUUAUCGACAAUGCCACGGGGGCGACGAACGGAACCUCCAACCUCAACCAGGCAGAGUCCAUCACCAUCACGAACCGCGUCGUACAACUGCAGGACGAUAUCUUCUCUACACUGGACCUCCUCGAGGAGAAAAAGCCAGCGUUUGAUACGGCCGUUCUGGGACUCGCGUCGGCGAGUAUACUAGUCAGAGCGGAUUUGGAAGCCCUGCAGUCGUCCACGAGGCUCCUCGGAAAUGCGAUUGUUCAGCGCUUGGUCAUGUCUCUGAGAGGUCUGGGGCCACUGAUUACGGGGAAUAUUGAUUUUCACUUUUCCCAUGCCCUUCGGCACUAUGCGUGA